Molecule: messenger RNA, 3269 nt
Organism: Momordica charantia (bitter melon)
Lineage: Eukaryota; Viridiplantae; Streptophyta; Magnoliopsida; Cucurbitales; Cucurbitaceae
Product: DUF241 domain protein, putative (DUF241)
Biological process (GO): root development; shoot system development
Source: RefSeq, a predicted model, not a curated record
UUUUCAAAUACCCCUUUUUCUUUUCCAAAUAGCUAUUUCUCCUAACCUGCAAGAUGAGAGAAUUUAACCUGCAAGUUGAGAGAAUUUAAAUUUAAGAUACCAAAACCAAUUAGUCUUUAUCAGUUGAGUUGUCUCUAUCGAACUAAAAAAUCUAUCAACAUAAAUGUAGCUAGUAAAUGAUUAGAUCAUCUCUACUCAGGUUCAUAAAUAUAGCUAGCUAAUGGUUAAAGCAUCUUUACGCCCGAGAGAGAAAAAAAUCUACCCUAAGAUAAUAUUUUACUAUUGACCAAACUACUCCAAUAAUCAAGUGAAAGAGUGAAGGGUUGGUUCACUUCCUCUAAGAAAGAGAAUCAAAGCCCAGCCAGCCUAUUAACUCAUUCUACCAAUGGGCUCUCCUUGUCAAGAUGGCAAAUUGGCAACUAAUUGGGAUGGGCCUUGUGGCUUAUCUAACCCAACCAGAUUCCUCAUCUUCCCCAGCCAUGUGGCUCCAUUCUAUCCAAUCUUCCUAGGUCAAUUUCUUGAUACCGGCCAAGAAGAUUGUUAAAAUCCUCACUUUACAAUACUCUUAGUCCUCUUCUAUUCUGAACUUUAGUUCCGUUGAUGCUGCAAUUGAAAUUUUAACCCUAUCAAAAAGCAGCUUUCCUACAAGAUUCAGGAAAUAUCUACUUUUGUGUAAUCAAAUGGAGUCUUCAUGGAAAGGAAAUAAAAAUAAAAAAUAAAAAAGAAGGAAGAAUAUUUGUCCAAAUAUGGAUAUUUAUGCAAGAAUAUAGCCUCAUUUGAUUACUUGAGCUUCCACGAGACGUGAAUAAAUUUCUAGCAAAGUAGAAAUAUAACAUUCUUAAUUAACACGAAUGGUGUGACUGAAGGACUAAAUUUGAAUCCAUCCCUUCUCUAGUUUUCUAAUCUGAUAGACAUUUCCAUAUUCAACUACUAGUUGAAAUAACCCAAUUGUAGAGCCCUCCCAUGACUAGCCUAGCCACCAAAUUCUCUCCUCUUAUCUCCAAUCAUUUGCAUGAUAAGUUGUCUUUGAUCACCAGCUGCCAUUUGCAAGAGGAUUUGACUGCUAACUCAUAUGCUUCUACUCCUUUACAGAAGCCAGCCAAGCAACCUCAUUUGGGCUCCACCCCCAGUCCCUCUCAAUCCUGCAAAGAUUUACAGUCUUGACCAUUUCGCCACCAAAAUUUACCCAUUUACAAGAACUCAGAAUCUCAACAAUAUCUCCUGAAGUCUAAUUAUCCAAGAACUUCCAGAAGCUUGACAGCUAUUUCAAGGUCAACUUUACAUGAUCUUUGAUGAAUCUUUUUCUCACUUGAAACAGCCUAAAAGUUCUUGAAAACGUGAGAAACAAUUAAAAAAAAGAAGGAAGGAGAAAAGACUGCCAUUGUUAAACAAAAUCAUGUCCACGGGGGAGGGCCAGGUUUUGUUUAAUGGGUGCCAAUUCCCAACGCCAAUGUACUUUCAACUUUCAAAGUGUCAAUCAUGGGUAAACGUGAGUUGGCGGUGGUGGCGGUGGAGCUACGGGGGAUGUAAAUGAGGAGAUGACAUGCCACUUAUCGUUAUACCGCAACCAGAUAAAAACAAAAUGCUAGUUCCAUUAAAUAUGGAGACCGAAGGAUACACCAAUUUAAUAUUACUUUUUAGCCGGCAAAAGAUGUGACUACAUAACCCACGCCAUUGAUUAAUCCUUGGUCUGCCUUCACAUGCUCAAUGUGUACACCCAAAUCCCAAAAAAGUUCUCCCUUCCUAUAUAAAUUUGUGAUGGGAAAUGGCGGAUUUCAUCUAUAACUUUACCCAUUGGACCUUUCCACAACAUAAAACAACAGAAAUAGCCAUGGUUGCAUUUUCUCAAACACCUUGGAGUCGUUACAGAGUGAGAUGCAUAAGCUUACCUGCUCGGUCGCAUCCAUCCACGAUUCGGGUUGAGCAACAGCUAGCCAAGCUUAAAUCCUCGGAUGCUUCGUCUUUGUCAAGCUUUGAAGCGAUUUGCAGCGGUCUCUCCGGCCUGGUGGAGCUCUACAGAUUCAUAAACGAGGUUCUGAACCUGCCGCUGGCCCAGCAAGCCCUAGCCUCGCACCGCCGCGAAAUUUGGGUGCAGGAAUUGGUGGAUGGCUCCGUUAGGUUAUUGGAUAUCUGCGACAACACGAGAGACGCCGUAUUAGUGAUGAAAGAGAGCAUUCGAGAGCUCCAAUCCGCGAUCCGGCGAAGCAAAUACGAAGAUUCCGGCGUCGAGAACACCAUCGCUGCAUAUAACUGCUCCAGAAAGAGGAUCAAACACGAAAGCUUGAAGAAAUCGUUCGCAUCGCUCAGAGAAAUGGAUAUUAACACCGCCGGUGCGUUUCCUCCUCUUCAAUUAGAAAACGAGGUCACGGCGGCGGUGAUCAGAGUGCUCAGGGAAGCGAGCUCCGUCACCACCUCCAUCUUCAACUCUCUGUUAUCCUUCCUGGCCGUGCCGGUCCACUGGAGACCGAAACCGAGCCGAUGGACAUUGGUGUCAAGACUCGUCCACAAGGGAGCGAUUACCCGCAACAAUCAAACGGACAGAAUGAACGAGCUGGAGAAUUUGGAUGCGGCGCUCGACGGCCUACAGCUCAGAUCGUCGAGCACAGAUGCAGAAGCGAAGGAGAAGAUCCAAUCCGUUGUUCGGGAGAGAUUGAUGGGGUUGGAUUCGAGCAUUGAAAGAGUCGAACGUGGAACAGAGGGAUUGUUCCGGGAACUGAUUCACACCAGAGUUUCCCUCCUGAAUAUAAUUUCUCGGUGAAUUUGAUCGCAUUGAGAUUUCCCAAUGAAAUCCGGCGAUGCUAAAUUGAUGGAUUUCUGAGUAAAUUGAUCCACUCCCAUGAAAUCCGUUGAUGUUAUAAUCGGCUCUGUAUAUUCUUGAACUCUGUUCUUGGCUUUUCAUAUGAUUAUAUUAUUAUAUAAUGUUUGUCUAUCUAUGAUUUAGAAUCACUUCCUUUAAAAUCCAAAAUGGAUUUAAAAGUGCUUUUCAAAACUCAACCUUCCAUUUCUCUUUGCUAAUUUCUCAAUCUCUUUUUGCUUAUCAUCUCUCUGCAUUUCCUUACUGAUUUUUUAUUCAUUCAAAUACCACUCUUAAAUAGAAUAAAAAAAAAAUUAUACCUUAAAGAAAUCUAAAUGCUUUAAAAUACUGUCAGUGCAUCAGCCACAAAUUACAUUUUUUUCGGUCAAAGAUUGAAUUUCUCAUCUUAUAUUCUUUAUAUUUUGAAAGAAAAAUUUUGUUGGAGGGAGGCAGAUUUAUUUGACAUUAUUAUAGG